Messenger RNA from Thelazia callipaeda (thelaziosis nematode), 2448 nucleotides. The record is from the annotation of a GenBank genome assembly. NCBI's taxonomy places the organism in Eukaryota, Metazoa, Nematoda, Chromadorea, Rhabditida, Thelaziidae.
AUGCUCCAACAACUAAACGAAAUUCAUUUCCUGUACCAUUAUUCUCUGGACUUUUUGCUAGAGAUAUUCACAGCAGUAUUAGUCACUCCACAGCUUGAUUCCAUUACAGAUUAUGAACAGCGUUUAAGAAUCAUAGUGUCAAGUUUAUUCCAAAUGGUUUAUCGACGGGUCUCUCUGGGUAUGUUACAUCAAGACAAAGUUUUGUUGGCUCUAUUGCUUAUGCGCAUUGUGUUGAAAGGCGAUACCGAUGAACCUUCAUAUCAAAUGGAGUUGGAUCAUUUAUUGGGUCGUUCUGAAGUUUUCGGUUCUCAAAAACUAGUUCAUCACAUCGAAUCAUUACAUUACCUUAACGCGCAACAAAUAGCAUCAUUAUCGCAGUUGUCGCGUUUACCUGCUUUCACAGAUGUUAUGAAGAAUAUUGCUUCGAAUGUAGAAUUUGGAACUUGGGUAAUUCUCGAUAAUCCGGAACUAAAUGUGCCUGUACUUUGGGAUGGCAAUGACAAAUUAACAAAAAUUGGGCGUUGCAUGAAUGAAAUGCUUGUCAUUCACGCAGCUAGACCCGACCGCUUACUAGCAUCGUCUCAUCGACUGGUUGCUGCUGCUUUCGGAGAUGAAUUCAUGCAACAAGACAAAGUGGUUAAUUUGCGUGAUAUUGUUGAAAAUGAGAUUACUGCAAAUCGUCCAGUCUUGCUGAGUUCGGCUAUAGGUUUUGAUGCGUCGGGUAAAGUUGAAGAUUUAGCCGUGGAAUUAGGUCAAGAAGUCACUCCGAUUGCGAUUGGUUCCGCAGAAGGUUUUUCACAAGCAGAGACAGCGUUGAAUUCGGCUUCUAAAUCAGGAAGAUGGAUUCUAUUGAAGAAUGUUCACUUAGCUCCGUCUUGGUUGGCACAACUAGAAAAACGAUUGCAUUCUUUGAAACCACAUCCUCAGUUUCGUUUGCUUCUGACCGCGGAAAUCCAUCCUAAAUUACCUUCUCAAGUAUUACGUGCAUGUCGUGUUGUAGUCUAUGAGCCAGCAACUGGUCUAAAAGCAAAUCUGUUACGUUCUCUGAGUUCUUUGGCACCUCAGCGAAUCACGAAACCACCUGUUGAACGUUCACGCCUAUAUUUCCUGAUGUGUUGGUUACAUGCAAUUGUACAAGAACGAAUGCGCUAUACUCCAUUAGGUUGGGCAAAUUCAUAUGAAUUUUCCGACGCUGAUUUACGUGUUGCAUGUGAUACAUUAGAUGCUGCUGUUGACGCCGUUGCAAUGGGACGCACAAAUGUGUCACCUGAAAAAUUACCUUGGAAUACACUCCGAAACUUAUUAUCACAGUGUAUUUAUGGUGGCAAAAUCGAUAACUGCUUUGACCAAAUGUUGCUUGAUUGUUUUCUUGGAAAGAUUUUCACUUCGAAAUCAUUUGACUCUGACCGUGUGCUUAUCAGUAAUAUUGAUGGCAAAGGAGCUGAUCUUUGUAUACCAGAAGGCAAUUCGCGGGAACAUUUAAUUCAUUGGGUAGAAAAAAUGCAAUACUUGCAAUUACCGUAUUGGCUUGGUUUGCCAAAUAAUGCUGAGAAAGUUUUACUCACUGUGAGAGGUGAGAAUAUGGUUGCCAAUUUGCUUAAAGUGUCUGAUGAGGAAUUAGCGUUCCUUGGUGACGAUCAGAAGGUUCAGUCUCCUCCAUGGAUGAGUAUUCUUGCGGAACAAAGUUCUCAGUGGCUUAAGCUGCUUCCAAAAAAUAUUGUGAAAUUAAAGCGAUCUAUUGAGAAUAUCAAGGAUCCAUUGUUUCGUUUCUUUGAACGUGAAAUAAAUCAUGGCAUUAAUUUACUGACAUGUGUUCGAAGUGAUUUAAUGGAGGUUCACUUGGUAUGCAAAGGUGUACAAAAGCAAAGUAAUCAUUCACGUGAGUUAACUUCAGCUCUUAAUAAAGGCCUUGUUCCAACUGAUUGGUUGCGCUAUACUGUGCCAAAAGUUGUGACCGUAAUGGCAUGGAUCCAUGAUUUUGUUGAAAGAGUACAGCAGCUAAUUAAGCUAUCUGGAUCUUCUUCGCUAAAGAAUGAAAAAAUCUGGCUAGGUGGAUUAUUUUCACCGGAGGCGUAUAUAACCGCUACGCGACAAACUGUGGCACAGUCUAAUCAGUGGUCUUUGGAGGAGUUACGUAUGCAUAUUGAAGUAGGUGUCACAGAAGACAGACCCGACACAUUCAGAGUUAAAGGUCUUCGUUUGAUGGGUGCGGUAUGCAAAGAAAGUAACAGACUGGAGAUUGUCGAUGAAGUGAGCACGGAUUUAGAAAAUGUUGCACUGUCGUGGUCCCGUAAAGUGAGUCCUUUAGACAACAUAUCUCUCCCGGUGUAUCUUUAUCGGGACCGGAAGAAUUUGCUGUUCACACUUGAUUUCGAUCCCAUUGGAAUAGAGAAAACUAAUUUCUAUGAAAGAAGUGUAGCCAUUACAUCAAAUAACUCGCUUUCUUAA